Molecule: messenger RNA, 1116 nt
Organism: Rhipicephalus sanguineus (brown dog tick)
Lineage: Eukaryota; Metazoa; Arthropoda; Arachnida; Ixodida; Ixodidae
Product: sodium- and chloride-dependent glycine transporter 1-like
Exons: 8
Coding region: 1-1116 (371 amino acids)
Biological process (GO): sodium ion transmembrane transport
Cellular component (GO): membrane
Source: RefSeq, a predicted model, not a curated record
AUGCAAGUGGAGAGACAGCCCUUCCGAAGCGAGUCCGACUGUCUACUAUGCUGCCUCAACUUCUGCAUCGGGCUGAGCAACGUGGCCACCUUCCCCUAUCUCGUCUACGACAAUGGAGGACUCGUGUUCCUGGCGGUGUACCUACUGCUGCUCUGCACUCUAAGCGCGCCAAUGCUGUACCUGGAGAUGUUCCUAGGACAGUUCUGCGGAUGGUCUGUGCCAAAGGCCUUCGACGGAUUCCCCAUGGCGAGAGGAUUGGGCUGGACGAUGUUGUUCGGCAACCUGUUACUGGCGCUGUUCCACAUACAGGUGGUUGCCUAUUGCUGGGUGUACAUGACAGCGUCAUUGUCACCGGUGCUUCCAUGGAGCGCCUGUGGCGAACGCGACACAGAAACCCUCAGCUGUUACGAGAAGAAACACAGCGCACAUCUGUGCUCCAUGGUGAACGAGACGUUGGCCCGGGAGUAUUUAUCGAAGAACUACACCGGCGACAGGGUCAUCGUGAUUCAUGCAGGCAGAAUCCGACUUCCGGUGAACGUGCCCAUCGCCGAAUACGAAGCCAUGCGUAACAGCUGCAUCGACGGCAACGUGUCUGCGGCAAGGUCCUUCUACGAGACUGCCAUAAAGAUAGCCGCUGUGGACAUGCUCUUUGGCCUUUUCGCUGGCUUCUUCGUGUUCGCCCUGUAUGGACACCUGGCUGACGCAUUCGACGAGGACAUCGCCGACAUCGUCACUUCGGGAAUGGACUACUUGUUCGUGACAUUUCCCGAGACCAUAGACACGCUACCCAACAGGCGACUUUGGGCACUCGCUUUUUACGUGCUCGUCUCUACCAGUGCUCUCGGUCCUGAGCUCUGUACGUUUGGAGCCUUUGUCGGCAGCCUGGCGGAUUUGCACCCCGCACUGAGCAAGAGCCCCAUGACAUGGGCGUUCGUCACCUGCACGGUGGCUAUGGUGGCCAGUUUGCCACUUUCUUUGCGGGGCAUCGGUAUAGAAAUUCGCGAAUUCAUAGAGACGUUCAUCUACGGCGACCUGCUCCCGUGGAUUGGUUUCUCAGAAGUCGUCGUCGUCAUGUUCGCCUAUGGUAAGCGUGCUGUGAGCUUUAUGGUCCAGUAA